CAUUUAACCUCACUGGUGCUCUUUCAUUGAUCAUCCAUGACUGAUCAAUUUACUUAUUAUAUGUUGCCAUUAGCAACGUUCCUUUGUUCAGACACAAGCAGAGAUUGUUGAGGCGCAAUAGUUCUCUCACGCUACACUAAACAAGCGACGACACUGGACAGUAGCCAUUUGUUUCUUUCAGCCGACAAUGGGAUGUGGAACAUCAAAAUCGGUCCAAACAGCCGUCGAGACAACAAAUCGCAGUCAGAAUACGAACGACAACUUUGAAUCAAAACCGACUGCACCCAAGGAUAAAGCUCCUGACACCAGCCUAAUUGAGAGAGGUGAAAAUCAAUUUUCCAUCGGCCACAGAGUGCAUGUUUCUGGAUACACGGGUGCUGUCAAGUUUAUCGGUUAUCUAAGCGACCCAAGUGGCGGUGAGUGGAUAGGAAUCGAGUUAGACCAUCCACAUCCACAGGGGAACGAUGGAUUCUUCGAUGGAGUUCGUUAUUUCACUUGUGCACCGAGGCAUGGCAUGUUUGCUCGACCGUCGGUGGUAUUUCGUCACAAAAAUGCUGAAAAUAUCACUACAGCAACGAAUAUUUCUUUGGAAACGAUCGCUUUUAUUCAAACGAACAUUCGACGGUUUCUUGCAAGGAUUCGACUGGAAAAAUUUAAACAACGCUCGGGAAUCGAGAAGCAGAUCGACGCACAUGUGUUAGCGACACCAGCAGAACAAACUGAGAGCGUCGAAAAACUGAGCGCCUACCUGACAAGUAGAUGGGAGGGAGACAGGAACAAAGCUUACGCGAUUUUCCGCUGGCUGAGUUUCAAUGUCGCCUACGAUGCGGAUGGCUUCUUUGGAAGGACGGAGAGAAAGAGUGGCGAUGCCGAAAGCGUGCUACGCCAUAGAACAGCAGUGUGCGCUGGUUAUGCGAAUCUUUUCGACGCACUUGGUAAAGCUGCGGAUCUUCAGGUGCAUACCAUAAAUGGCUACGCCAAGGGUUAUGGCUUCGAGCCCGGCCAGCUGAUUAAAGAGACAAAUCAUGCGUGGAAUGGCGUCCUAGUCAACGGUGAGUGGUUCGUUUGUGAGCCCACAUGGGGUGCUGGUUACCUAGGAGCUGAUUUGAUGUUUCAUCGCAGCCCAGACGUGUCCAUGUUCCUGAUGGACCCCGAAUAUGCAAUUUACAGCCACUACCCAUCCGACGAACAGUGGCAGCUCCUCGAGAAACCUAUCAGCAAGAAAGAGUUUGAGAAGUUGGUUGCGCCUUCUGGAAGAAUUCACAAAAUGGGAGUGGAAAUUCUCAGUCACAAGGAAAGCAUGUAUGAUAUUGAUGAUGCAGAUCACGUCGAAAUGAUGUUCUACUCUCCAUCGUUGAAGAUACUACGAGGUGAUCUGAAGGACUUCUCAGGAAGAGACUACGAAGGAAGAAGAUGGACACAGAUUCUACCCUGUGGGGUGAACCAAGUGAAGCUAAAAGCACAGUUCCCUGCCCCUGGAAAAUACAAGCUGAAAUUGUACGUAAGAGACGAGCUGAUCCAUACAAAAUGGCAUAGUGGAAUAGAAUAUAUCAUCCAGGCCAAACGAGGAGUUAAGCAAAAUCGAGGCGGAUUCCCACAAUUGGGAAGUGAGUUUUAUGAAGCAGGAUUCAGUCUUGAUCAUCCAUCCGAGAACAUUGUAUCCGACGACGGAAAGGCCUACAUUUCAUUACAGAACUUUAACAUUCAAAUUUCGCACAUCGUGGGCCGGCUUGAUCUUGUGGGAGACGAAAAGAGACUCAAAAAACACUUCGGUGAAUUUUCAUUUUGCUACUCAGAGAGGACAGAGAGUGGCUUUCAAGUGAUGGUGCAUUGCCCACUUGCAGGGGAGUACACUUUGAAAGUGUUUGCCAAGUAUUAUGGCGAAAGAAAAUCAGAUACGUUUGUGUGUACCUACUACAUAAAUGCACUCGCUGGUGUAGAGCCUGUACCAGGCUUUCCGCGAUUGUCGGACAGAUUUGUCUCGUGGGGCCUGGAGCUCAAAGAACCCCAACACAAUAUUUAUGCCCCUGAUGGACGAGCCUCCAUUAAGCUGAAGACCCCUGACAAUGUAUCAGUUGUUGGUUAUUUGAUGAAGGACAAACAACAUCUUGACAACAGUUUGUGCUUCAGUAACACAGCGGAGUAUGUUGGCACAAUUCUGGCUCAUGCGCCUGAAGCUGGCGUUUUUAAGCUGAAUGUGUUUGGUAAAAAACCUGAGAGCAAAGACAGUGAAUAUUUAGCGACAUUCAUGAUCAAGUCUGAUCAAGCAGCAAGCUCAAACCCAGGCUUCCCCAACCUGAAGGACGAGUUCAAGGAGUGGGGACUAGAGCUAGUAGAUCAGUUGGAGAACAUCGUUUCACGAGUCAGCCAUGUCAAAGUCACAUUUUCUAAUCCUCACGGUAUCGCUUUAAAGCCAUGUCUGUUUGAUGCGCAUAAUAAGCAGAUUGACAACUAUUGUUCAGUGGAAACUGCUGACAAGAUGACUGUCAUAACAUGCGAGCUGCCGGAAGCUGGAAAGUUUAAACUAAAUGUGUUUGGGACAAAUCCAUUGAUCGAGAGCACAAAACGAGUUUAUCUCUGUACCUACAAAUUGUUACUCACGAAAUGA
Messenger RNA from Pocillopora damicornis (cauliflower coral), 2608 nucleotides. Its product is annotated as kyphoscoliosis peptidase. The record is from RefSeq and is a predicted model, not a curated record. Gene Ontology annotation, cellular component: cytoplasm. Lineage: Eukaryota; Metazoa; Cnidaria; Anthozoa; Scleractinia; Pocilloporidae.